GAUUAUGAGAACUACGCAACAAUGGUGUUUGGCUACUUCGCCAAUAUCAUUAGCCUUUUCUUAGGCAUGUUCUAAUUGUUCCUUGAUGAACACAUGGAGCUCGACGCAGCCGUGAGUCAUCUAGAGGAGGACCUACGUCAGGCGUGCGAGGAUCGCCCUGCGAUGUGUAACACUGUGUGGGACUUUGAGGGCGAGAGUCUCACGAGGACCUGCCUGGAGUACUUGAUCAUGGGUUCCGCUGGAAGGGAGGAACUCGCUGCUCAGAAGAGGGUUUAUAUCCUGUCGCUGGAGGAGGAAAUCACCCGUGUGAUGAUGACCUCCACCUGGGAUAUAUUAUUCCCUCUGGUUGGCGUACUUAUAUUCAGCCUCGUGGGUGUUGUGGCCGGGUGGAGGCUCUACCGAUGGCUGCGGACCAGACGUGGGGAGCCUGCGAAGGAGACCCAGUAAGUCGCCCACGAGCCCGAGGAGGUGACCCAGUAAGUCGCCUACGAGCCCGAGGAGGUGACCCAGUAAGUCGCCUACGAGCCCGAGGAGGUGACCCAGAAGUCGACGAGCCCGAGGAGGUG
Penaeus vannamei (Pacific white shrimp) is the source of this 566-nucleotide messenger RNA. The record is from RefSeq and is a predicted model, not a curated record. Lineage: Eukaryota; Metazoa; Arthropoda; Malacostraca; Decapoda; Penaeidae.